This is a messenger RNA of Anoplopoma fimbria (sablefish), 2033 nucleotides long. RefSeq names its product heparan sulfate (glucosamine) 3-O-sulfotransferase 3B1a (gene hs3st3b1a). Gene Ontology annotation, molecular function: [heparan sulfate]-glucosamine 3-sulfotransferase activity. The transcript is spliced from 2 exons. The record is from RefSeq and is a predicted model, not a curated record. Bases 335 to 1447 code for a protein of 370 amino acids. Lineage: Eukaryota; Metazoa; Chordata; Actinopteri; Perciformes; Anoplopomatidae.
GCUCACACACACAGAGAGCAAGUGAUGGGAGACAAACUCAGUCCCUGACGUCCGCAUCGCUCACCUGGCGAUAUUUCUAUUGCCUCUUUUCUCAUCUAUUUAUUUGUUUUCAUCAAGAAUAAAGACAUCCAUCAUCUUUUUUUUCCCCAAGCAGAACUGGGGUUGAAGCAGAAGGUGAACUGCCGCAUUUUCAAUAUCAGUUUCCAUGUUGGCUAUACUUUGUGUUUUUGGGAAAUUGCGCACUGGUUUUCCAGGAUCUCAGUCAUGGCAGAGGAGUGAGUCGCCUUUGCCAAAAUGCCUGUUAACUGGAAUAUAACUUUUCCACGGCGGCCCUAUGGAAUAUAGUCCGAUAUUACACAAUCUACAUGUUGUGCCAUCAUCCCACGUGAAAAACAAACUAUUUGUGUUCUGCAUAAUGCUGUCCCUUUGGGUGUAUAUGAUUUAUUGUUGUGUUGGCUACUGCUCAACGAUGCCAAACCUGACGUACAGCUCGGUGAAAAGGCACGAAAACGAUUCAGAAGUUGACAACCAGGAGUCGUCUCUCGGGGCGUCCAGGGACUUACUGAAUAACGAGAACGACUUGGACAGCAGAGGAGAGGAGUGGGAUGAAAUUAGAGGCGAGGCGAAGGCGUUGGAUGAUAAUGCCAUGUCAGGUUUCCUCAAUGAGUCGGAAAGUAAAAAGUUGCCCCAGGCGAUCAUCAUCGGGGUGAAGAAAGGAGGAACCCGGGCGCUGCUGGAGUUCCUGCGGCUGCAUCCAGACAUCCGAGCGGUGGGAGCGGAGCCGCACUUCUUCGACCGCAACUACGACAAGGGAAUGGAGUGGUACAGGGAAUUGAUGCCCAAGUCAUCGGAGGGCCAGUUGACCAUGGAGAAGACCCCCAGCUACUACGUCACCAAGGAGGUCCCUGCAAGAAUCUACACCAUGUCUAAAGACAUAAAGCUGAUUGUAGUUGUCCGGGAUCCUGUCACCCGGGCCAUCUCAGACUACACCCAGACUCGCUCCAAGAAGCCGGACAUCCCGUCCUUCGAGAGCCUGACCUUUAAGAACAUGUCAGCGGGUCUGAUUGACACCACAUGGAGCGCCGUUCAAAUUGGCAUGUAUGCUAAGCACCUCGAGCGCUGGCUGCAGUACUUCCCUACGGAGCAGCUGCUGUUUGUUAGCGGAGAGCGUCUGAUUAGCGACCCCGCAGGUCAGAUGGCUCAUGUCCAGGACUUUCUUGGGCUAAGGAGGGUGGUCACGGAGAAGCAUUUCCACUUUAACCCAGCAAAGGGCUUCCCUUGCCUUAAGAGACCUGAGUGGAACAGCAAGCCACACUGCCUGGGCAAAACCAAAGGCAGGACCCAUCCUAAUAUUGACCCAGAGGUGGUGCAGAGGCUAAGGGACUUUUAUAAACCCUUUAAUAGCAAGUUCUACCAGAUGACUGGUCAUGACUUUGGCUGGGAUUGAAAGGAUAACUUCAUGCGGGUCCAUUGUCUGUGUUUUCACUCUGGAGAUAUUGUUAUAGAGUGUAUGUACAUUAUUUGGUGGAUGUGUAAAAAGUUCAGAAGUCUAUUUUAUGAUAAUUUAUUGAUAUGAUAUUAACUCACUAAGCUGCCUAACCAGGUUCAUUCAUGAUCCACAACACACUUCAUAUUCCAUUUUUAGUUCUAAUUGAAUAUUUUUAUAAAAGCACAAUGUUUUUUACGGGUAUUAUGAGCAGGGUCCCUGUUUUCCAUCAGGACAUUUUCUUUGGCUUUGCGUGGAUAACCACUUCUCUGUCUUUUACUUUUCCAAAUGCUUCUUUUGCUUCACCUUUAGCUGAACGAGAUCUAACUUUACAAACAAAUGUUAAUAUCCCGUUAACAUUUGCCUGACCCUCAGAGGUCUGUGGACCCACUUAGUCAGGUCGAUACAGGCCUCAGCUGAUCCAGUGCCACUUGCCAGGUGAAUCAAUACAGUAAUAGCUCCUCAUCAUGUCAAUUAGACCUGAGUGAUGGCACUGCCUUGAUCUCUUGAGCACCGCAAUAAAACAUGGAUCCAUUAAUGGUAAUAA